AUGAAUGCUGAUGCUAACUUUCCUUUCUUUGUGGUUCCGGACGAUCCAACACCUUCGUGUUCGUUGGUCCAAAAUGAAACCCAACCACGUACGGUGACGAAUUGGAUGCCAUCAUUCGUCCCCUCCUACUAUGAUAGCUCUCAUCAUUCUGCUGGUGAUGAGUCAGCACAAGAGCAACUAGCACAACGACUACCAAAUACAACUCUACUACCUCGGUAUGCUGCUGCUGUUUCUCCUGAAACAACGAGGAGUCCGACCGAAGAUUCUUUUGGUUGUACUGCUCCUCCUGGUCUCCCCAUUGAGGCAUUUGAACCAGUGCCGAUUGGUGGGACAACAUGGAGCACAUCAAGACGUGUUUCUUCCACCAUCAUGAUGGAUGCCUCUGUCAUUGAUAUCGUUCUGGAGCUUGUCGCCUCGGAAGAGGAGGAUGAAAUAGUCGUAAGCGACCCUGCUGACUCGUCCUCCUUGUCCUCAUCCUCAAGUAUGUCCAACGUGAGAAAGGCUUCUUCAGCACCCCAUAGUAUCACCGCAGCAGAAAACUUUCAUAUGCCCAAGAGAAGGCGCGUCUCCUACCACUCCUCCUCUUCUUCUUCGUCGUCCUCCUCCUCAAGCGGUCACCAACCACGCUUCCGCAAGUACCACGAAAAACAGUGGCAAGACCAGUUUCAAGAGCUCCUCAAGUUCAAGGAAAAGCACGGCCAUUGCCUCGUUCCGCACUCUUAUCCAGCGAACCAAGCCUUGUCUCGAUGGGUCAAGCGUCAACGAUACCAAUACAAGCUAAAGACGGCUGGAACGGCACCAUUCUCAAUUACUGAUACCCGUAUCCAGAAACUACGAGACAUUGGUUUUGUUUGGGACUCGCAUGCGGUUACUUGGGACAACCGUCUAAAAGAGCUGGCAGAGUACCGAAAGAAGCAUGGCGAUUGCAACGUCCCAUCAAACUACAGCGAGAAUCCGGAGCUUGCCACCUGGAUCAAGUGCCAGAGAAGGCAAUACAAGCUCUUUCGGGCAGGCAGCAACAAGAACAAGAAUAAGAAGAAGGCGUCCAGUAUGACUAUGGAGAGAAUUAAUGCACUCAAUGAGCUUGGAUUCAGCUGGACAGUGCGAGAGGAAAUUUCUUCCUAUUUUCCCCGUCCAAGUCUCAUGUUCUAA
Molecule: messenger RNA, 1152 nt
Organism: Cylindrotheca closterium
Lineage: Eukaryota; Bacillariophyta; Bacillariophyceae; Bacillariales; Bacillariaceae
Source: the annotation of a GenBank genome assembly